AGUUCAAAUUUUUCAUUGGUUUUGAACAGUCUUGAAUCUUUUUAAGCAUAUUCUUUUAUUCAAUUUUACCUGAAAAAAUGACGAAUAUUCAAGCUUUUAAUUCUCUCAUUUUUACUUUAUUACGUUGGUUUUCUGUUCUUUUUACUUUUAUAGAAUUAACAUUUCUAUUUCUUUUUUGCAGUAUCUAUUGGAAAUAGUGACGCCUUCGUAAAACCACAGGAUACUGUCGUUGAGAGGGGUGUAGAUGUUGAACUUAAAUGUUCUGGUGAGAGUGCAAAAUCGGUUCAAUGGUGGAUAACUAAACUUCCAGGAUUUAGUUUUCCACAAUUGUUGUCCGAAGGAAAUAAAACUAAGGAGGAUGCUACAGAUUACAUGGAAAUUUCAGGAUUUUACAAUUUAAGAAUAAAAAAUAUCUCGUAUAUUGAUGGAAAUUUAUAUUAUUGCAAGUACCAAGCCACUGACCACCAAGCUUAUGUAACAGUACUGGAAAAAAUUGAUAUAUUACAAGAAGAUUUCAACAAAACCGAAAUGGGCAAAGCCGCUUGCAACAUAACGUUUGGUACCCUUAAAAAAGUGAUAUAGCCAAACAAAAUAUGAGACCCGAAGCUUUAUUGUAUUUAGACAACCAACUACGUAUAAAUAGAAGCCAAGACGAUCCAUGGACGAUUGAUGCUGAUCCAGGAAAAACACCAGGUCAAAUUAGUAUGGAAACUGAGUUUAAUUUUACUUGGUCAGAAAAAGUAAGGAUGCGCUGUGAAUUUCACAUUAAAGAAAUCUCUUAUAAAAAAUCUGUGGAGAAGUAUAUAUAUAUCUUACACCCUGUGAGUACUGUGACAGUAAGCCCUGAUAAGAGCUCGUACUUAAUCAAUGACAAGAUAAAAUGCGAAGCUAAUGGCUACCCUUUACCUACAAUGUCUUGGAAAGGAAUAGAAUCCGGUGAUAAAAGAGAUAUUAAUGGUGAUGAGCUAGAAAUAACGGAAAAAAUGCUUGGAAAUAAUAAAUGGGAAUGUAAAGCUUGUCACUAUUAUAAUUCCAAAGAGAAUUGCGUAACAAAAACAAAAUCUUUUAAAGUUAUUAAAAGCACUAGUGACGCUAACCGAAAUGUUUUUAAUUUCUCUGUUGUCACCGUUAUCUUAGCCUUUUUGAAUUAUUUGUAA
Molecule: messenger RNA, 1157 nt
Organism: Dimorphilus gyrociliatus
Lineage: Eukaryota; Metazoa; Annelida; Polychaeta; Dinophilidae
Source: the annotation of a GenBank genome assembly